This is a messenger RNA of Miniopterus natalensis, 867 nucleotides long. Its product is annotated as melanoma-associated antigen 10-like. Gene Ontology annotation, cellular component: nucleus. The record is from RefSeq and is a predicted model, not a curated record. Gene Ontology annotation, biological process: negative regulation of transcription by RNA polymerase II. NCBI's taxonomy places the organism in Eukaryota, Metazoa, Chordata, Mammalia, Chiroptera, Miniopteridae.
AUGAGUGAGCUCUGCAAGCCUGAGGAAGACCAUCAGGAACCAAUGGAGAACCAGCACCUGGUAGAGGCAGAACUGUUCUGGGUUAUGCAGGAGGAGGAGGAGGCUGGCUUCUUUUCUCCUCUCCACUGGAGCCAAUCUGAAGAUGAGGGCUCCAGCAGCCAACAUGAGGAAGGGCCAAGAACUCAGGGGGUCCUGGAAGAUGAUGCCCAUUCCUUGCUCAGAAAAGCUCUGCGUUUGAAGAUGACAGAAAUGGUGGAGUUCCUGCUCCUGAAGUAUUGCGCCAGGGAGCCAACCACAAAGGCAGAAAUGCUGAGUAGCAUCAUCAAAGGGUACCAGGACCACUUCCCUAAGAUCUUCAGCGCAGCCUCUGAGUGCAUGCAAGUCCUCCUUAGCAUUGAUGUGAACGAAGUAGACCCCAGUGACCACACCUAUGUCCUGGUCACCACCCCACCUACAUCCUUGGGCCUCACCUAUGAUGGGAUAGUGAGCGAUGGGCACAGAUUUCCCAACACUGGCCCCCUGGUCACACUUCUGUGGGUGAUUGCUGCAAAGGGUGAUUGUGCCCUUGAAGAGAAAGUCUGGCGAGCACUGAAUGUCAUAGGGAUGCAUGACAGGAAGGAGGAUUGGUUCUACGGGGAGCCCAGGGAGCUCACCACUAAAGUUUGGGUGCAGGAACAGUACCUGGUGUAUGGGCAGGUGCCCAAUAGUGAUCUUGCAUUUUAUGAGUUCCUGUGGGGUCCCAGGGGCCACGCCGAGACCACCAUGUUGAAAGACCUCAAGUUUUUGCUUCAGGUUAAUGACAGGGAUCCCAGGUUCCUCCCAUCCUUGCCUGAAGGGCCUGAGUGCAAUGAGGACCACUAUGCCUGA